CAGUCUUCAGCAGGUUCAGCUGUCAAGACAGAUGCCUGGAUUAUCGUCACGACCAUGUGCCCUCGGUUAUUCGUGGAAUUGUCAGAUUUUGGAGUUGUCAGUUGAACCACUGGCGACGCUGCAGACUCCAAAGUUCCCCCAGUCUGUAAAAAUCCAUCACAGCUGACUCGAUUAAAACUGAAAGUCGAACUUUUGCUUUUGGAGCACGAGGAUUUAGCAACACAACUGCUGAGUAGUUUAAAUCGAGCUAUUGUUGACGACUGAUAAUUGUUUAUCGAGUGAUCAUGGCCGCCGGUGUCAUUGGGGCAUGCAGAGUCACGGGGCCGGUGAUUGGAAAAACAAAUCUGCCGAUCUUGACUGCCACUCGAUUCGUGAGUAAAUCAACGACAUGCCAGGACAGCGAAGGCUGGCUUAGCAAAUUAGGUGUCCGGAGAAUGGAACCAACCAAGGAGUCUCACUCCCGUAUGCUAUCGGAUAAAGAGGUCAUUUAUGCAUUGCACACGCAUAACAUCCGACCAGAUUCAUACGACAAAUACAUCAAGAACUACCAGGAGAACGUCGAUCUUAUCCAUUCCAAGAAGGGUGAGUUGAACCACGAACUGGUCGCUUCCUGGACAGUCGAAGUUGGAGAUCUAGAUCAGGCGAUACACCUCUGGCAGUACACUGGGGGAUACGAGAGAGUCGACCACGCACAAUUACAUUUAUCGAAGGAUGAGUCUUAUCAGCGAUUACUCAAAGAGCGCGGCAAUUAUCUCCGCUCUCGACAUCUCCAGUAUCUGCUGGCAUUUAGCUUUUGGCCGCAGAUUGUUAACCGAGCAGGACCAAAUAUUUAUGAAAUACGUAGCUACAGACUCAGACCCGGCACUAUGAUCGAGUGGGGAAAUAACUGGGCUAGAGCCAUUAAUCAUAGGAGAAAUAAUGACGAGCCGUUCGCCGGAUAUUUUUCACAGAUUGGGAGAUUGUACAAUGUACAUCAUAUCUGGUGCUACAAGGACCUGCAAUCGAGAAAAGAGACUCGUGAAAGUGCCUGGCGUUCCCCAGGUUGGGAUGAAUGCGUGGCGUACACCGUUCCCCUCAUCCGAGAGAUGCACUGUCGUAUUUUGCGACCCACCACCUUCUCUCCCACUCAAUAAAUCCAGAAGUAACAAUUAAAAAAACACAAAGAAAGCGUCAAUUUAAUUUGCAAACUGCCUCUGGCAUAUUUCGAAGUCUACCUUCUCCUCUCGUCGAAAACCUUUGGAAAUUGAUUUACAUUUAUUUUAUAUAUGUAUAAAUGGAUAGAAAUUGAAUAAUCUUGUAUCGUCGUUGUUGAUAAUAAAAGAUAUGUACGGGAAGACUUGUAUAAAAUAUGUAAUAAAUAUUGUUACUCAUUCAUUUGAUUAUCUCUUCGUUGCUCAGAACAAGAUGCCUCAAAUGUUGAGCCACUACAAUCAUUUCCACUACACCUGAUCUUUUUUUAUAUAUUUCUCGCUAAUUCAUUCAAUUGCUGAAGAACAGUUUCAUGAAGAGACAUGAGCUCGCUUAUCAUCAUUGAGGAUUUCAUUUGUUGUUGAUUUUUUUUAUGUUCCUUCGAUGCGGUUUGGUAUGUAGCACCGGCAUUUGAUACCGUUGAAGUGCCGACAGCCGAAUAUCAAUGUCAGCACUGAUAGAAUGGAAUACAAAAAAUUACUCUUUAACUAAUUAUUUUUCUUGAUACCUCAGUAGUAAAGUGAGAAUUUGAAUUAUGGAUUUACUUUGAAAAUUAUUGAUGUAGGAUGGAAUGCUAGAGAACGUUUUUAUAGGUAAUUAAAUUUUUGAUUAGAAAGGUGAUUUGACACUUUCUUCUAACAUCAAUAGUUUUAUUAAUUGAUGGAUAUUCAAUAAAACUAUAAACAUUUGUUUGGAAUGAAUUAAUCAUUCUAUCAGUGCACAAAUUUUCCUGAUGAAAUCGAUUGCUCAGUAAUUAAAACUAUCUAAUUAAUGUGGUUGUCUUGCAGAUUUCAACAUUUUUAGAAUUGAACGUGUGAAUGAUGUUUGAUUUUCGCUAAUAAUUGCUAAUGAUAAUCGUGGCGGACUGCAGGUAAGAAAUAUUCAAUGAAUAUUGAUUUUUUUUUGUCGCUCAGUCCGUGAAUGACAAAAAAUAUUGUUCAUCACUCGGCCGAAAAGAACUCAGACUGUAAACUCACAAUCACCAGGAAAAUUCCCACCGGCCCAAUGACGAAAUAUACUAUAUUUCAAUUUCAUAGAUUUUCUUUGUAAUUUCUCCAAUUCAUUAAAUUUUUCCUACGUGAAUUUCCCUGACAGGGCCUCUAUUAUUUUAUAAUUCGGGUUAUAAUAUUAUUUUCAAAUCCUGCAGGUGAAAAAAUCCUGAAAAAUGAAAAUUCUCCACUAAGAUAAAUAAAAACAAAAUUAACGCACCCAACGUGCAUGAUCUCCCGCAGAUAAAUGAUUUUUAGAAACAUCUAAAA
Fopius arisanus is the source of this 2447-nucleotide messenger RNA. RefSeq names its product protein nipsnap (gene Nipsnap). Gene Ontology annotation, cellular component: mitochondrion. The record is from RefSeq and is a predicted model, not a curated record. The coding region runs from base 285 to 1133 and encodes 282 amino acids. NCBI's taxonomy places the organism in Eukaryota, Metazoa, Arthropoda, Insecta, Hymenoptera, Braconidae. The transcript is spliced from 5 exons.